AUGAUAGUUAAUAUUAAUUAAUUGAUUUUGGAAAUUCAGAGUAUAAUCAAGCUAAAUAAUUUAUAAUAGAUAGUCCAAGAUUAAAUAAACAAAGUUUUUUAAUACACAUAUUAAUAUAUAAUUACAUACACACAAAUAAAUAAAUAAAUAAAGCAAGCAAGCAAGCCAAGCUAAAUAUAGAAGAUUUAUAAAUACUUCAAGUAUCAAAAUAAGACUUGGCAAGCUUAAAGUUUCACAAAAGCUAUAAAUUAUAUCAAACUUAGAUAGUUAGCGUAAAUUCGAAGAAGGAAGGAAGGAAGGUAGGUAGGUAGGGCAAUUAACAAAAUGAAAUAAAAGAGCAAUCUGAAAAGUAGCCUUUCAUAAUGUUUAGAAAAGGUUUCCAAAUUUUGCAAAAAGCAGUCUAAGCGGCUUAGCUUUGUAUAUUUAUUGCUAAUAGUUGUUAAUAUAAUGUAGUAUUUUUAUGCCCGCUCAGUCUUUAAUAUGAUACAAGAUAAUUCUAAACAGGAAGUUGUCAAUAAUGAUUCCAAUUCUUAAAAAAACUCUGAUCAGUAUUCAUAAAAUUGCGUUUCUUCUAUUGGGUAAUAAAAAAUAAAUAGUUCUUAAUUUCCAGGGACUUGCAUUAAAUCAGACAAUAUACAAGGAUUCUCAGUGCUGUGCUUAUUGUUUCUUAUUGAUGGAGCAUUUAAUUUGUUUAAUUUAAUCAUUUAACAGUGCUAAGUAAAAUAGAGCAUCAUACAAUUUUUAAAUAGAUAUCACUAAAAGAUCAUUUACAAUAUCAUAGAAAACUCUUUACAGUUUGUAAUAAUUUAUUAUGGCGAUGAUAAGAUUUUGCUGUUGAGCUGUACUAUUUUAUUUGUGAAGAAUAUUCUAACGCUUUAAUAUAACUUAAGGAACGAAAGAAUCUUAUAGUUUAUUAUCAUCUUAUUAGGAAGUAUUUUAAAUAUGCAAUUUAGAUCGUGGAGUGUAUACGUUUAAGUGUCAUUAAUAUUGACUAUUAUAGAGACUUUUGUUUCUUUUAAUAUUUCUUUUAAAUAUUAUGGUAAUAUUAAUCUAUAGUGUAAUGAUGACUGCUCAAUAAGAAUGCAAGGAAUGUACUGCUUGAAGCAUAAUUAGCACAAAUUUAAUAGUAAAGAAGAAGAUAAUAAUACAUAUAAUGCCCAUAGAUCAAGCAAAAUAUUAAGCUAUGAUAAGCAAAGGAACCCAUCUUCCAAAAAGAGAAUUGAUCAUUUUGAAUAGAAUUCUAAUGUUGGGAAAAGCAAUAUUGAUGAUAACAAUGAUAACAAUGAGAGAAUCAAUUCUAAAAGAACAUCUAAAAAUCCCUUUUUAAUGCAGUUAAGCAAGAAUUUUUCAUAAAAAGCAGAUAAGAGAGAGAGUAAUUAAACUUUAUAAAAUCAAAAUAAAUAAAUUAAAAAGAAGAGCAGUUUAGAAAAUAUGGUAAGCAAGACUAAACCAAACAAAAAGGUCUUCGAUAAAGAAGUAGAAGUUCUUGAUAACACACACUAAUAUUCUCAUGUAGCUAUUAACAGAGGCGAUCAGUCAAAUAGUUUUUCUUCCAUAUAUGAUAAAAAUUGUAAGAAUAAAAAUGCAUUUAUGAGAUACAGAACAACUUCACCAGGAUUGAAAAAUGAUGGAACAAUCAGUAUAGACUAAUCUAAAAGUAAAUAGGUUUUCGUCAGCAGUGCUGGACAAAUCCCUAGUGCCGUUACUCAUACAAUUUACAGUGGUUAAUCUCUACCUAAAUCUCAUAAAAAUAUAGGGAAAAAACCACUGCUUAAUCUGAGUGAAAUUAAAGGUUUAAAAUUUAGUGAGAAGUUUAAAUAAUUUAAUAAGAAAAUACCUUCAAAAAAGCUACUUUCUAACCUAGGCUAAAACUUAAACAGUAGAAUAAAGUUAGAUUAAGAUGACAUAAAUAGUUAAAAUGGGAAAAGAAAUAUCAUAUAUCCAAACCAAUCCAUAUAAUUAAAAUCGAAAAAUUAGUAGUCAUUGAAGGAAAUAGACUCAUAAAGUAUACUCUCUCCAAAAAAUAAUGUUGGAAUUCUCUAAGAAGAUUUAAAAAAUUAAUUUUCAACAAAAAAUUUACAAAACUCUUCAAGCAGGUUGCUAUAUCAUCAGCUAAACGAGCUAAAUAAUAAUCCGUACUUAAUGAACAAUGUUAACAAUUAAGAACAAAAAAAUUUUAAUUAUGCAAGUCAGGGCCUGAUUGGUGAACGUUAAAACUAAAAUAAUGCUCAAUCAAGCAAACGAAAUUUACAAGAUUAAUUUUAACCCAAGCAGAUAGAAUCAGAAGAUACAGAAUCUAUGUUUAACUAUAAUAAUGGAGGGAGUGGAUAUUUAAAGGAGUUUUAUGGGAUGUUCUUUUAGAUACUCUCGGAAGGCAUCAUUUUGUUUAACUUCGAAAAUGGUGAUAUUAAUAUCAAUUACACUUUAAAGAGAUUGCUAAAUUGCCAUAAUGAUAAAGAAUGUGUAGAAAUACUCUUUUCUCUUAAAAACGCAUCUCUUUAGCCUUUAAAUCACUCCACAGAGGGGCCUAAAAGUUAGAAUUUGAAUGAUGACGGAGUUGGAUAGAACUCAAACAACCCUGAAAUAAAUCACUUUAACUCGAGUUUUAUGAACAUUAAUUCAUACAUGUAUGAUAAUAGCUUAUUCACAGCGUCAAAAAAUAGAACAUAUGAGGAGUAAACAACUUCUAACAAUUAAAAAGUGCCAACUCAAAAGUCUUAAAAAUCAAUAAAUAUACACUCAAACUACACUUAUCAAAAUUAAAUAACAAAUUCUAAUAAUUUGAAUGAUGAUGUUCUAUCUUAAAUUAAGAGGAGACAUUCUACAUCAUCUUAUCACAAAACUAAUACACUCAUGUCAAGAAAAACAACAAGAUUUUAAUAUAAGAAAGAUGAAGAUGAGCUGAAUAGCAGUGCCGAGGUAGAGAAUUCUCCUGUGUAAUAGUAAACCAAAAUAAAAGUAAAUAGUGGAAUUUUUUCAAGCAAUAUAAAUGGCUUCCAACUUUAAUUAGAUGGACCUUUAAAUGGCAGCACUCUAUAAAAUAAUAUGGGAAUCAGAGAUGUAGAAGUUCCUUAAAAAAAUACAGUGAAGUUGAACAAUAAAACAAAUCAAGCAUAAAAGCAGCCUGACUCUGGACUAUAAAUCGAUGAAAGCUUGAACCAAGAAUACAUAGGAAGCAAUAAUAUGUUUGAUAGAUAACAAUUGUAACAGCAGUUUUAAUAGAUCUACUAAUCAAACUAUUAAAAUGAUUAUUAAAUAGAAAGAGAUGAAGACGAUUUUAAGCUUAAAAGAAAAGAAAUACCAGGAUCUGGAAUGACAGCUACAGCUUCACCUUAACUAUAAUAGCAACAAACAUAUCAUCACACACAAACCCACUCACAUAACUCAAAAUAAAAUUCUAAUCAGCCAUUUUAAAAAAUUAUAUAUUCAGUUGCUAAAGAAUUUACAGUAAAGGACUAACUUGAAAAGAUAGAAGAGGAUAUGCAUGAUUAUACAAAUGAGAGUAAUUAUGAAAUGCUAGGUCAUCACAUAAAAAUGUUGUGUAAACUAGACUGUAAAAAUUUGAAUCAAAAUAAAUAAAAUCAUUAUGAAACUUAAGCUACAACAAAUAAUCCAUAAAAUAUGAAUACACCAAUAUAAAAUAUGAAUUAACAGCCAAACUAUUACCACUCUAGCGUUUCAUAUAACCAAAUAAGCAGUUUGAAUCCAUUUUAGCAUUAAAACAGCGCCUUUAUAGAUGGGCUUAAAAAUAGGAAAACUUCUCGUUUUUCGAAUCUAUCUGCUUUAAAUCCCUUCUAAUAAUAAUCCACUGUUUAAUUUAUCUAAUAAUAAAUGUAGCAGAUUUAGACAUAAAAUUAAAAUAAAAAUGAUGAUAAAAAAAUAAUAGAAAUCACCUUCAUUCCUUGUUAUGUAAAUAAAUAGAAGUGCUUGGUUUUAGUUGUAAAGGAUGUUUCUCAUUUUAAUUCAAUUAAAGUUCUCAAAGAAAUGAACGAAAACAGAUCAAAAAUGUUGAAUUAUGUUGUGCAUGAAAUUAGAUCCCCACUUUCAAGCAUUAUGAAUUACUUGCAUAGCUCAAUAGAGUCUCUUACUAAAGAACUGUAUGACUAAUUUAUUGAUCCAGCGCUUUCGAGUGCUCAAAUGCUUAAUGUUUUAAUUUAAGAUCUCUUAGAUAUGGCAUAAAUGAAAGCAGGUAAGUAUCGUCUCAAUAUAAGACCAUUUAAAAUUGAAAAUCUUAUUGAAGAUGUUAAAAAGACAAUGAGAGUUAUAGUAAAAUAGAAAUCACAAGACAUUAAUUUGGAAUCCUACAUAGAUCCUUUAAUAACAAGUGAUAUUUCAUCAGAUCAGCUAAGAAUCAAAUAAAUCUUAAUAAAUCUAAUAAGUAAUGCAGUUAAAUUCACUGAUGAAGGUAGUAUUAGAAUCGAGGUUAACAUGAUAGAAAACAAGAUUUAUAGAUUCAGUGUUAGAGAUACAGGGAUUGGAAUUACUGAUGAUUAAAAGAAAAAAUUAUUUAGUGAGUUUUCAAAAAUUGAAACUACACAGACUGAUAUACUAAACCCAAAAGGUGUGGGACUAGGAUUGGUGAUAAGCAAUAUUUUAGCAAAGAGUUUAGCUCCAAAGCAUAUGCCAGCAGGGUUGGAAAUAAUAUCUGGCAAAUCGAAGGGCUCUGAGUUCUUUUUUCAUAUUUUAGAUUUUUCAACACAAAAUAAUAACAACAAUAAUAACACUAUUUUGAAUAAUUAAUCUAGUAUAGUUCCUUCUGACUAAAAUAUUUUACUGACAAGAACUGCAAAAUUAAAUGGAUCUUAGUAGACUAAGCUAAAUAAUAUAAGCUUUGUCCAUACUAACACCAAUUCUAUUCCUAUUCAAUCUCAAAUGAGUCCAACAAAUAGAUAAAUCAUGAAAACAGAUACAUAAGUCAUUAACUCACUAUUUCCAUAUACCAAAGGAGGAAGCAGUGAUGCUGUGUUGGAUUAAGAAUUCUACCUGUAAGAAUAAGAUAACUUAAAUAGUAAUAAGAGAAACUUUAAUAACUAGUCCUCUUCCUCACCAUCUUCGAACUCCUCUUCAUCUCCCUCUUCGAGAAAAAACUCUGCUUCUGUACCUAUUGAUGAAGAAGACAUUGAUAUUAAUAUCCAAUACAUAUCUCCAAAAUUCAAAAAGAAUAGAGGUGAAUAAAAUGAAAAACCAAAUAUUCAAUAAUAAAUGAAUAUGCAAGUAAGAUUUCUCUCAUCUUCAGCUGUAGGAUCAGACUACGUUAAAAAUGCAGAAAUGUCAGGAUAAAAUAAUUCGCUCAACAAUAAUGUAAACUUUAAUAACAACAAUUACAGCUUCAUAUAAAAUAGCUUAUCUAGAGAUCCAAAUAAGCCUCAAUCUCUUAGUUAAUCGUAAUAAUAGCAAUAAAAUAUAUAAAAUAUGUAACUAUAAUAAGUAGCUUCUUCUUACUUUAAUUUCGAAGAUAAUAAUUAACAAGGAACAGCAAGUCUACCGAUGAACAGCGUACAAUCGUUAAGAUUUGGAUUUUAAUCCCUAUAGCAUAAUUCGCAACCUUCUUCAUCUUUACAAUAAGAUGGAUUGUUAAACAUCCCAGCUAAUUUUGAUCUAAAGAAUAAAUACAAGAAAAAAUGCAAUUGCUCGAAUAUACUAAUCGUUGAUGAUGAAACAUUUUAAUGUAAUUCUCUAUCACAGCUAAUACAUUCAAUUACUAAAUAGCAAUGUGAUAAAGCAACUAGCUGUGACUCUUGUUUAAAACAUAUAGUACAAAAGCAUUAAUAGAACUAGUGUUGCCCUUCUUACUAGCUCAUUUUAUUAGAUCUAAACAUGUUCCCUUCUAAAGAUGGCUUUGAGACUCUUAUAGAGAUAUAAAAAUACCACACAUAAGUAAGACUUUAAAUGCCUAAAGUAGUUGCUUGUACAGGUGAAGCAGAUGAAGAAAAAAAGUAAUAGUGUAUUAUUGCAGGUUUUAUAGAUAUUUUAGAGAAACCUAUUCAAGUUGAUCAACUAAAAUCUAUUUUGACUUCAUACUAUUUUUAGAAUUAAAUUUAGCAAUAUCCAUAACAAUUUAUUUUUCAGAACACAAUGUCUUAACUAUCAUUUAAUUAGCAACUAUAAGUCAUCAAUAUGUGA
Tetrahymena thermophila SB210 is the source of this 6123-nucleotide messenger RNA. Its product is annotated as ATPase, histidine kinase-, DNA gyrase B. Lineage: Eukaryota; Ciliophora; Oligohymenophorea; Hymenostomatida; Tetrahymenidae. The transcript has 2 exons. Gene Ontology annotation, biological process: protein autophosphorylation; phosphorelay signal transduction system. Gene Ontology annotation, molecular function: histidine phosphotransfer kinase activity; phosphorelay sensor kinase activity. The record is from RefSeq and is a predicted model, not a curated record.